CCUUCUCACCCGGAGCAGUUGCCCAUGUCUCUUGUAUAUAAAGCCCCAGCCAUCUCCAUCGCCCCGGACCCCUGGGACCAAGAGUACUAGUACAAUACGGUCUGGACACUGCCGGGGACACAUAUCCUGGUCUAGCUUUUUGCUCUACUUCAAGAAGACCCUUUACCGCUAUUCUGAGCCAACGCCUAUCUCUGUCAACUUUCCCAUUCACUUGUCUUUCUUCUUCUUUUUCUCUCCUCCGCUACAGCCUGGCAUGGCUGGGGGCUUCAACCCUAUCGACCCGGCGCGAUGUGACCACUACGCUGGUUUCGCUUCGCAUCUGGACCGGAGGUCCUUCGACUUCAUCUACUGGUUCCUUUUCGUGGCGGUGAUAUGCAUGUUGUUCCUGUCCUCAUGGAAAUACAGCGGUGACCUCGACAAGAUCCAGGCCCGGGGCUGGGGGCCCGACUCUCACGGGUACAGGAAGAAAAUGAAGACAUGCUUGGCCGUCUGCGGUGUCUAUGCCGCCAUAUCCGUCGUGGCCGUCGUCAUGGAAGUCUAUGCCCUCAUGGCGUUGCAGUUCUGCGACGGCGAGGAUCUCAUGCCGCUCUACUGGUCCACUUGGACCAUGAUGCAGGUCGGCUCGGUCAUUGCCAUCUUCGGCAUCCUGCUCGCCAUCCUCAACAGCCUGCGGGGGAGGAAGAACCCACCCUGGGCACUGGCUCUCGGCACGCCGGUGCUAGUCGUUGCAGGCAUAGGUCACGCAGUGCACGGCGCGAUGCGCAAGCGCGUCCAGCGUGUGCGAUCCAGAAGCCGCGGCAGGAGGAGGGCAAUGUCCGCCAGCAGCUCCAGCCGUGGACUCGACACCCUGUCCAUGAGCAGAGAACAAACCCUCCGCGCAGAAGACAGCGAAAAGGAAGAAGGCGAGAUUUCGGCCAAGUUCCUCGGCUUCACCCGUGAAGGCGCGCCCAUCAUCAAGUUUGAGGACGACCCGGGCAUGCUAGAGCCUGACCACGCGGUAGUCAUUGGCCGGGGCGAUGGACACGUCAUCGUGGCCUUCAAGAAGGCCAUGACCAUUGUCAACAACAACGGGAGCAGCGGCAACAUCGGCAGCAACAACAACAAGAACACCAACAACGGCAGUCCCACCAACCCCAGCAGGCUCGGCGGUGCUCUCUCAGCGGAUGCGGCUGCUGCUGAGCCCCCGAGCCCGAACCCGAACUCGAGAUCGGGUGCUGCUGCUGCUGCUGCUGCUGGUGGUGGUGGUUCUAGAACGACGCCCUCCAGACCGAGGUCACCGGUCGUGAGGAUAGCGACGCCGCUCCCUACCGGGACCGAGUCGGGAGGACAGUCCCCGCGUGACAACGGAUGGCUGACUUGACCUUGACCCUUGGCGUGUGCUAUAUGAUACGAAUCUCUCUCCAUGAUUGGCUCUACGGUACUACAGCAUCUAUUCCACUGGCGCUGGACACGGGGCACUGGACACGGGGCACUGGGCACUGGGCGGAAGUUUUGCCAAGUAUGAAGCGGCAUCAUGAUCUACAUACCAGGGGUUGUUGGAUUUGUUUUUUUUACGGUUUAUUAUCUUAUCUCUUGGCAUUGUUAGGUAGCAAGAUACUACAUUACAUUACGAAUAGGUAAGCAAGCCCGUUGUCGCAAUACAAUCCCCGAUCACAGGC
Messenger RNA from Chaetomium strumarium, 1658 nucleotides. RefSeq lists its product as uncharacterized. The record is from RefSeq and is a predicted model, not a curated record. Lineage: Eukaryota; Fungi; Ascomycota; Sordariomycetes; Sordariales; Chaetomiaceae. The transcript has 4 exons. Bases 254 to 1360 code for a protein of 368 amino acids.